Molecule: messenger RNA, 2304 nt
Organism: Caenorhabditis remanei
Lineage: Eukaryota; Metazoa; Nematoda; Chromadorea; Rhabditida; Rhabditidae
Exons: 14
Coding region: 1-2304 (767 amino acids)
Biological process (GO): protein phosphorylation
Molecular function (GO): protein kinase activity; ATP binding
Source: RefSeq, a predicted model, not a curated record
AUGCGUAGUAAAACUGUGACACGAACCACCUACAGUAAUGGUUCCGUGAAUACAGUAGCUCCGGAUGUAAAAGCCAAGGCUGUCCAAGAUCUGAAAGAUGUCCUGAAGCUUACCACUAUCAACAGGUUGUUGACUGCUAGUUAUGAUGAGGAAUCGAAAAAUAUUGAGCGCAAAAUCUUCUCCGCCGUCUAUCAAAUGACAAAAGUGGGUUUGAUUGAUCGCGAGAAACGUGAGAUCAAUGCGAUUUGGUUCUCAUUUGUUGGCCUCAGCGCUCAGAACAUUCGGCACUUGGAAAUUUGCUCAAUCACUGAUUUCAACGCUUUGUUCAGCAUCACAAAUCAAGAGUUACGAUCGCUUGCGGAUCGUGGUCGCCUUGAUGUGGAGACCAAACGUAAAUUGUUGCAAUCUACUGUGAUCUUGCAGAAUCACUGGAACGACCUAUACAGCAGUACAUCGACUGACGACGCACCACCGGGACCAUCCACACCUGCGAUAGUCACACCAAGCCACCAAUUCAACGUUCCAUCACUAUCAGUGACUGGUGUCAAAAUGAUCCAAUCGUCUAGUAUGGGUUUUGCCACGGCACCAAAAUCACCAAAAACGGCAUCUAGGUCGAUACAUAAUAUACCACACAAAUGGCACCGCUCAACUAAACUCCGGUGGAGUGGAGACGGUGUUUGUCAUUUCUGCCAGAGGCCUCUCGGUUUUGGAAUUCUCAACGCAUGGGAAAAGUGCCGGUCUUGCAAAUGGAAAGUGCACACCCAAUGCAAAGGACGUGUCGGCGACUCGUGCGGCUUGACGCCCGACCAUUUGCGUUUCCUUUUCGACAAGCUUAUCCAAGAAAAUAAUGGGGGCAUGUGGAAAGACCCUCAAUCUGUGCCGGCCUCUCGGUCCAUGAAUGAGCCCGCCUUUCAAUUUCCGGACACCGCAAUUGAUUCUUCUUCUUCUACAAACAGCUCGGCUCCAUCGACACCUGCACUGCCACUAGGAAUAAACGGAAACGUCAGCUCCCUCACCGCCCCAUACCGCUCGGAAAGAAAGUUUCUCUUCCCGGACACAGAGAACUACUCCGUUCACAACAGACUACCUAUCCUCGUGAUAAGUGAGGGAGAUCAUCCGUCAACGACCGAGAUUCAACAGGAGACGGAGAAUCAUAAUAAAUUGGCUAGCUUGUCGGGCGGCAAUAUUGAGAGUGAAGGUACGAUAGUGGGGAAUCAGGAGGAUUCAGUGGAGAGUCAUCACGACGUGGAAGCAGAUCAAGGUGGGCCGAGUCAGGAAGCGGUUGACAAGUUUAACAAGAGAGCGGACGGCGGAUUCACUUGGGAGCGUCACGCGUGGAAUAUGAGUACGAUCAGAGGGCCAAACGCUCAGGCGAGCUGGAACGAGGUCACCAUCCAACUCGAAACCAUCGAGUUCGAUAAACAAGCCCCAAUAAUUGGACGUGGUCGGUUUGGAAAAGUGCUGCGUGGUUUCCAUUAUGGUGACGUAGCUGUCAAGGUGUACAACAUGGAUCAUAUUUCGGAUCACUCAAAGAGAGCCGAGGAGUUCAAGUUGGAAGUUUCCGCCUAUAAGAACACUCGUCAUGACAACAUCGCUCUGUUUCUCGGUUACUUCAUGAAUGACGGCAAAUACGGAAUGGUGAUGUCUCUAUCCCGUGGCAGUCAGUCUCUUUACACCCUUCUACAUGUCGUCAGAGAAAAGUUGGACAUGGCGACAACGCGAAAAAUUGCGCAGCAAAUUUGUCAGGCAGUAUCGUAUCUACACACAAAGAAGAUUCUUCACAAGGAUCUACGAAGCAAAAAUAUUCUGCUUGAGAGCAAGAAUAAGGUGGUCAUCACGGACUUUGGCAUUCUUUCCAUGAAACGGCUGGCGUAUCCGAGAGGAAAACUAGGAUAUUACACCUCAAGGUUCUGGACCAAUUAUCUUGCACCGGAGUUGGCGAUGGCUAUAAAGACGGAAUAUGAUGAAUACGAAUGUGAGGACUUCCCAUUCACAGAGAGUUCCGAUGUUUAUGCUUUUGGGUGCGUUUGGUUUGAGAUGUUAACAGGAAUGUUAGCAUUUUGUCAUGAAACACCUCACCAAACAUUGUUCGCUAAAAGUCAAGGAGUCCGUCCAGUCCUUCCAAAUGUUAAGUGCACACCAGAGUUGAAGGAGCUUCUGGUGGCCUGCUUCCAUACUGCCCCGCAUGAAAGACCUUCGUUAACCGAUAUCCACGCUAAACUAACCGCUCUACCCAAAAAGCAACGUGUCAAUCGUAGUCCAAGCUUCCCGGUGAUGAUGAAAAGCUACGAGUCAACCUUCUAG